CUAUUUAAUUGAACAAUCUAUUAUACAACUUAUAAUAAAAUAUUAGAAUAAUUCAAACGAUCCUUUAGAAUAGCAGCAAGUCGGAAGUCAUAGCCAGUCAGAGUCAUAACUCGAAUUCUACAUCGGGGAUCAUUUCGCGAGGGGUAGAAAGAUGUAAGACAGGUAAGAGAGUGAAAAGAAGGGAGAGCUUACAUACACGCAGUAUGCUCUUGUAAAAAGGGCAAGGAAACGGUUCUUGUCGAUUGUUUGGUGUCUUUUGUAAGUAGUAGUCAGUUUGACAGCUGGUUCUUGCCGUGGUAGACUAAGGUGGGCUAAGGUGGGAAAUAGGAAGUGGGGUGGGAGGUCAAACCAGCAGUAGCAGCAGUUUACAGGUAUAAGAGUAAGUGGGGACGAGACCAAUCGUCUCUUUUCUCCCAUGGGAUUCUCACAUUUCCUAUUCGAAAUUCAGAAACGAUAGCACGAGCCACUAAACUUGUCUAACUUCGAUCCAGUCGCGUGUUACAGUUGAAAUACUUUUGAUCCAUCAUGUCUCAAUUUUUUACUUUAACUAGAAUUAGGUAAAAGAAUCGGACACGAUGAAUAGUAAAUAUGAUAUUAAUUAAUUAUUUGCUAGUGUAAAAGAAGAAAUGUUCGAUGAAAAUUAAAACAUCGGAGUGAUCUAAAAUUAAAGAUCAUUGAUCGAGAAGAGAAUUGUGUGAUUAUCAAAUAUAGUCGAUUAAACUUGAUUUAUAUAUUCGUGCGAUAGGAUUGUUCUAUCCAAAUUUGAUCAUUCGAAAGGAUGUAAAGAAAACGAUAUUUUUUCAAGAAUAAGAGAAGAAAAAGGAGAAUAUGGCUAACUCUUCAUUGAUAAACACCAGCUUCGAUGACGACGAAGAAAUCGAAGCUUUUAAACAUUUUUCUCGAUCAGCUACCAUGACUGCUGCCAUUUGCGCGAUAAUCUUCAGUAUUAUUGGUAUAAUAGGUAAUUUGGUGACAGUAAUCGCGCUACUGAAAUAUACCAGACUAAGACGACACGCUACAACGGCAUUCGUGAUAAGUCUUAGCGUCUCUGAUCUAAUUUUCUCAGCUGUUAAUUUACCAUUGACGGCUAGCAGAUAUUUAAACGAAGCUUGGAUCCUUGGCGAUACUCUUUGUCAGAUCUUCCCACUUUUCUUUUAUGGAAAUGUUGCUGUCUCGUUGCUGAGUAUGGUAGCGAUUACGAUCAACAGAUACGUACUUAUAUCAAGAUCGGAUAUCUACGCCGCAAUAUACACUACUAGGGGUAUUGUAUUGAUGUUGAUCGCCAUAUGGACCCUUAGUUUCUCCCUUUUGAUACCCCCUUUGGUAGGCAUCUGGGGUACACUUGGAUUAGAUCCAACGACCUUUUCUUGUACGAUUUUGAAGAAAAACGAUUCUAGUCCAAAAAAGGUGCUCUUUGUCAUAGGCUUUAUCGUACCUUGCGUAGUGAUCAGCGUUUCUUAUUUUUGUAUUUACUGGCGCGUAAGAAAGAGUCGAAAGAACUUGGAAGCUCAUGCUCCUGGAGGAAGAAGAAAAGCCGGUGGUGGAUUUCAAAGGAGAGAAGACUCCAGAGUUACCAGACUUAUGUUGAUUAUAUUUUUGUGUUUUUUAACUUGUUUUAUGCCGCUUAUGUUAGUCAACGUAAUUGACGAAAAAAUUAGCAUUCCAACGGUGCACGUGAUUGCUUCGAUAUUAGCUUGGGCAUCUUCUGUUAUAAAUCCUUUUAUUUACGCUGGUACCAACAAAUUGUAUAGAGAAGCUUACAAACAAAUCUUAUGUCCUGGCUCGAACAGAAUACCAACGACUAGCCCGAAACCAACACACUCGCACUCGAGUAAAAUCUCGUCACCCCCGUUAACGUGACUAACGUAAAUUUGAAUCUGUACAUUUGAAUUAAAUUCAAUCAUUCACUACGUGUCAUAUUUUUAUAAUUUUUUUAAAUUAUAAUAAUUUAAAUCAUUGCAAAGAUAUCGUGUUCUUAAUAGUUGGAUAUAUCAGCGCAAUAUUGUAAACAUCUUUUACAAUUAAAACCAAAUAAUUUUGAUACUUGUAUUAUCUUUAUUUGUACCAUACAGAUUUAUUUGUUAGAGUAUCAAGUAAUUUUGCUUUGCAUAUACAAAUAUGUAUCUUGUAUAUAAUACUAUCAAACAAAAAUACUUCGUUUUUUAUUUUUACAGUACAUUUGGAAUGUCGAGUAGAGAGUUAUAUAUAUAACUGUAUUUAUAUAUAUGUAGUAAUAUUAUUUAACUAGCGAAAUAUGGACGGAAAUUGUAGUUAUAAUUUUGUAUAAAAAAAUAUCAUUCAUAAAAAAAAAAUAAAAAUACAAUAUACAUUUGAAAUAUUGAGUGAAAUUAAAUAUCAUCUAGUCUAGAAUAUAUAAAUGGUAACUGCAUAUGGCGUAUAAAAAGCUUAAUUUACGAACACCU
Messenger RNA from Polistes dominula (European paper wasp), 2423 nucleotides. RefSeq names its product Trapped in endoderm 1 (gene Tre1). The record is from RefSeq and is a predicted model, not a curated record. Gene Ontology annotation, molecular function: G protein-coupled receptor activity. Gene Ontology annotation, biological process: G protein-coupled receptor signaling pathway. Gene Ontology annotation, cellular component: membrane. NCBI's taxonomy places the organism in Eukaryota, Metazoa, Arthropoda, Insecta, Hymenoptera, Vespidae.